This is a messenger RNA of Asterias rubens (European starfish), 2093 nucleotides long. Its product is annotated as cholinesterase 2-like. Bases 22 to 1500 code for a protein of 492 amino acids. NCBI's taxonomy places the organism in Eukaryota, Metazoa, Echinodermata, Asteroidea, Forcipulatida, Asteriidae. Gene Ontology annotation, biological process: choline metabolic process; acetylcholine catabolic process. Gene Ontology annotation, molecular function: acetylcholinesterase activity. The record is from RefSeq and is a predicted model, not a curated record. Gene Ontology annotation, cellular component: plasma membrane. The transcript is spliced from 8 exons.
GAAUAAGUUUAUUUGUGUUGUAUGUCCUCUCAGUCAGGGGGCGUUCCCGUCAUGGUUUGGAUUCAUGGAGGAGGCUACACAGCAGGUAGUGCAACUCUUCCGGAUUAUAACGGGUUUGCAUUGGCUGCCGUUGGUGACGUCAUCGUGGUAUCCAUAAACUAUCGCCUCGGCAUAUUUGGUUUCCUUACCACAGAUGAUGAAACUUUGCCAGGGAAUGUAGGUCUUAUUGACCAAGUCGUUGCCCUGAAGUGGAUUAAGCAAAACAUUGCAGCUUUUGGAGGUGACAGUGAACGCAUCACCAUCUUCGGUGAGAGUGCUGGAAGUGCCAGCGUCAGUUUCCAUAUCCUCUCCAAGAUGUCAGAAGGAUUGUUCAAUCAGGCGAUAAUGCAGAGCGGGACUGCCCUUGCCCCUUGGUCAUACUACGAUAACAAGAAAGAAAUGCGUGAUCAGGCAUUUGAGAUGGGCGAGGCAACUGGUUGCACUACUUCAGACAGUGCAACCCUAGUUGAAUGUCUGAGGCAGCAGGACGCCAAUGAACUUCUAGCUAAAAGCAUUGAGAGAGUCCGCAUUUCUCCCGUUCUGGACGGAGUUUUCUUGGAGGAUUUGCCGUUGAAUCUCUACAACUCUGGGCGGUUCAACCACGCCACGAUCCUCCUAGGCACUAACGCUGACGAAGGGUCAUUGAUUCUCUUGCUUGAUCCGGAACUAGAAGGGUAUUAUGCGUCCGAAGCAGCCCCUGUCAUCACCAGACAGCAAUUUAAAGAUGGUCUCUCUGAUCAACUUACCCUUCAGUUCGGGUCGACUAACCGUCAGGUUGAAACUGCAAUCUCAACCUGGUACAUCGACUGGUCUCAAGCCGAAAACAUGACCGCUGACUACUACAAAGCAGUCGUGGACGUUGGCACUGACUUAUACUUUGCGUGUAACACUGACAGCGUAGCUCGGUAUCACGCCAUAGGAGGUGAUGACGUCUUCUUGUACCAGUUUACACACAUCCCAAGUGUAUCCAUCUAUGAUAUCGAGAUCGAUGGGGAGUUUUACGGACCAGGGUGGACUGGAGCGACCCAUGCUGAAGAGAUACCUUUGGUGUUAGGCACACCUUUUAUUCCGGAGACUGCCCGUCUACGAGCUGAGUUCCGGGACUCAGAGAAAGCACUGUCGGUGAAGUUUAUGGAAUUUUGGAGCAACUUUGCCAGAAGUGGAAAUCCUGGCCUGGAGACUGCUGGUUCCCAGCCAGCCACCGGAGCUGAUUAUUGGCCUAUGUUUACCAUUCCAGAGUUGAGAUACAAGGAACUAGACAUGAACUUCGGAACAGGCAGGGCCCUUAAGAGUAACGAGUGCAAUUUCUGGAACUCUUUCCUUCCGCAGCUUGGCACCAUGAUAGCGAGCAUUGAUGAAGUUGAGCGUGAAUGGAGAGAUUCGUAUAGCGCCUGGAAGUACACCGAUAUGGCCGACUGGAGAGAGCAGUUCAGCCAGUAUAAAGCACUUACCGGCAAUUAAACCAGGUGGACAGGUCCAGGGAUGCACGAACUAUAUGAUUGCCACAAAAACUACUUGUGUGUGAUAUAGUUAGUCAGUUAGUCAGUUAGUGUUAAUGAAAAUAAAGAAACUUUGACUGAAAUUGGCCGGAAAACUCUAUACUAACGUGAACAAGAAGGCAUUCGCAAAUAAUCUUAAACACAAGGAAAUCAAAUAAUUUUAGGUUCUAAGUAUUUUUCGCAUGACAUUACCUUGGUCUCGAUGUUUAAAACUAAAACACGAAUUCCGAGUACGUUUAUUUUAUUUGGGUUUAAAUCGGAUUGUGCGUCAGUUGACCCAGUUUCAGGUCAGUUACAAACCGUUUCCGUGUCAUGAUGACCACGAAACGGGUCAGGCCCCCUGCAGGACCGGAGUCAAGUAUCAAUUCCUUCAUGUGAAUUUAGAGUUUGAAUUUACUUCUUAUGUUGUUCAAGAUGUAACGAACCCCAUCAACAUCGCAAGAUAUUGAUAUUAGUAUCGAGUGAUUGUAUUGAAUUUUUAUUAUGAAAUUUAUUUUUUUAAAUUUUUAUUUUAAAAGCUCUUUUUACAGUAAUUAGUUUUAGAAAUAUCUAGAG